Messenger RNA from Podospora pseudopauciseta, 2130 nucleotides. RefSeq names its product Dityrosine transporter 1 (gene DTR1). Gene Ontology annotation, biological process: transmembrane transport; amine transport. NCBI's taxonomy places the organism in Eukaryota, Fungi, Ascomycota, Sordariomycetes, Sordariales, Podosporaceae. Gene Ontology annotation, cellular component: plasma membrane. The transcript has 6 exons. Gene Ontology annotation, molecular function: amine transmembrane transporter activity. The coding region runs from base 175 to 1941 and encodes 588 amino acids. The record is from RefSeq and is a predicted model, not a curated record.
AGCCCGGAACUCCUUGAACUGAACCCAGCUUAACCCUCUCCCUUUUCUGUUUUUUAUAAAAUAAAAAAAAGUAGAAGAAAACGGAAUACCUGUUCUAUUCCAUUUUGCUUCUCAGUUCACAAAACCUGUUCAUCCCCUAUUGGCCCUGUCAAUUUGCUGUGGCAUGCCUGCAGAAUGGUAAGGUUUGAGCUCACCGUCCAGAUAGGACGCUCUCGACAAUCUUCGCACAGAGCAUCUUCCUCUCAGUCCAGAUCAAGAUCAAGAUCACGCACCCGCCAUAGUCGCCCCCAUUCUCCCGAAGACAGAAUCCCUCUAGUUGAACGUGUUCCCCCUCCUGCUCGUGAUGAUGAUCCGGCCUCGAUAUCCCUGCCUCCUUCCCCGACAGACAAUACUCCCGAGAAAAAAUCUUUACCUUUAGGUCUCCGAUCCUCCCAUCAACACCUUUCCACGUCCAAUAAUGAGUCUUUAACGAAUGGCCCGCCACCAGCAGACGAGCCGCCGGGCCUGAAUCCGAGUCCGAAGCAGGAUGGGUCUAGGUCUUACACCGAUUUCUCCCCUCUCCGUCGAAAGUUCAUCUUGUCUGUUAUAACGAUUGCUGGAUUCUUCGGGCCAUUGGCGGGAGGCAUAUAUCUUCCUGCCUUGCCGGUGCUAGAAAAAGAGUUCAAUGUUAGCCCAACCGCCAUCAAUGUGACGGUUUCAGUGUUCAUGAUGACUUUUGCGUUCGGUCCGCUAUUCUGGUCCACUUUUGCAGAUUGGAAGGGUCGCCGUCCAUUGUACUUGAUAAGCCUUGCCAUUUACAUCUUGGCGAACGUGCUUCUUGCUGUAGUACCAGCAAACUACGGAGCACUGGUGUUUUUGAGGGUCGUGCAGGCGUUUGGCAGUGCUAGUGUUGUUAGCAUGGGGGCAGGGACAGUUGCUGACAUCACGGAGCCGAAGAAGCGAGCAUUCGCAAUGAGCAUUUUUCUCAUGGGCCCUCAAUGCGGUCCUGUCCUGGGUCCCGUGUUGGGUGGUGCAUUGGCAGAGGCGAACUGGAGAUGGAUUUUCGGGUUUCUUGCGAUUUCUAGCGGCAUACUUUGGCUUGUGAUUCUCUCUUCUCUCCCUGAGACUCUUCGCGCCCGCGUGGGCGGAGGCCGUAUCUACACAGAACGGCCCAUCUUCUUUUGGCCCCCUUCCAUGUCUUCACCUCUCGCGCCGAGCUGGGAAAGGGGUCCUCCACCGCCCAUCCCAACCCUCAAAGGGUAUUGGAACCUGUUCAUUUACCCUCCCAUCGGCAUCGUCAGCUUCAACACUGCUAUGCUUUACUCUACCUACUUCGCCAUUGCCGUACAACUUCCGACCGAGCUGAGUCAGCGAUACAAAUGGGGCCCAUCGGGAAUCGGCGCUGGCUUUCUGGCGGUAGGAAUUGCUAUGAUUGUGGGGAGUUUGCUUGGUGGUAGAGCCUCAGACUGGAGAAGGGCGAGGGCAGCAGAGCAACUGCCAGAGGACACCAAGAUUGAUCCAGAGUUUAGACUUGUGGACCAGAUCUGGGGCGUGUUGAUUUGUGUGUUGGGGACUCUGCUGUAUGGAUGGAUGGUGGAUGGUAGCAAACAUCCAGCAGCAGUUUUGUUUGCCACAUUUUUGACCGGAUUUGGGAUGAAUUGGGUCUUUGUCACCACUACAGCAUUCUUGACCGAAUGUGUUGCUCAACAGGCGGCAGGAGCGUUUGCGCUGGGAAACUUGCUGAGAAACCCCGGGGCUGCCAUUGUGUCGGUGAUAACACCAACACUGGUGGCCAAGAUGGGGAGUGGAUGGUGCUUUACGGGGCUGGCGGUCUUGGAUCUGCUCCUGGUUGGAACUGCGGUUAUUGUUCUCAGACUAAAAUGCCCUGGCUGGCGUGCGGAUAGGGCGGCCAAGAUGCAGCUGGCUGGCAAGAAAGCCGGAGGUCCGGCGGCUGUUCCUUAAGAACGGUCUUUGGCAAGUGGAAAAAUAUCGGGGCAUAAAAAGAUAACCCACACGCCUGUCGACGAUCUUUCACGGCCUUGCAAUUAUCUUUGAAGUCUCUCGAAAAACUUAAAAGCCUAAUGAUUAUCUUUCUUCCCCAAUCAAAACCUCUAUUUUACUGUCCCCAUAGCGUGGUUUGGGCAAGCGCAC